CUCCCUAUCACAAAGCUAGCGACAACUGGUAGCGACGGACGCGUUUAAUAUCGCUCGUGUUAUCCAAAUCAGAUCCCUCCGACGCCCUGUGGUUGAAAUGUAAAGACUUCUUUGAAAGGAUCAGUUAGAGCGGACAUUAAACAUUGUGUGAAUUUGGAUGAACUUUCGCCAUGAUUCGCUACACAUUAUUCGCUGUUAUGGUGGUCGUGUUUCUGUCAUAUGUUUCCGGGCAAGCCGACUUGGCAAACAGUUACACCCCGGACAAACAACCUCUGAAUGAGACGGCGUUGUUUGUGGCAGACGCUUUAUAUAAACACCCAGUUCUUUUCCGUAAACUUCUCAAGAUCAGCGCUGCUGCUCAGCCGUUGUUGAAGCUGGGGGGAAAUGACCCAAAAUCUGGCAUGUUUAUGAACUUUGUUCUGGAUAUGGUACCAGGACUGUUGCAGUCUCCGGAAACCGCUGGCAUCCUGGAAAUCCUGGCCGACGAGCUCCACCGAGUCAACAUCACUGAUGUGUAUGGCUUUCUCCAAGCUCAUAACAUGACCCAAGACAACCCACAGGCAAAGCAGAUGGUGAGCGGCGCCAUUUUGAAAAGAAUCGAUAAACUCCGAACUGUCCGGAGAAUCCUGACCGGCAAUUCUGCUCGUCAUUUUCUUCCCAUGACCAGCAACGACACCAUCACUGAUGUCUGCUACAACGACAUGAUGAACUUCAUGGACGCCAUGAUCAGCGCUCAAAUACCACCCAGAGACGCCCUCAACUACACCUUCAUUCCCUGGGCGCUGAACAUGUUCGACGCCUUCGGUAAACCUACCGGCGGAAUAACAAAGGGCUCUCUCUACUGGGUGGGGUCCUAUGACCUCUGUGUGUCCAUCAAGGCGGGACUGCCGGCGGGCGUCAUUCUGGGAAACAGGACACUCACGACCCCUAUCAAGUUCAAUGGAAAGUUCUGUAGAGCCCAGUUCAGACUUCCGGAUGCGCUGAUCAAAAGUUUCAAUGUGGAUACACGUGGCGUUGCUCUGAGCCUGUCCUGGGGAAUAUGCGUGCCGGAUUCAUGCCACAGCAAUGACAUCGCUCAGAUGUUUGACUUAGGAGUUAUGAAAGGAAGAGGUAUUGUUCCCCACACGGUCACCUGCUUCGAAGAAAGGGAUCUCACCAAGGAUACAUCGGGUCUCGUCGCCGCCAUUAUCUUGCUGGUGUUCGUUGCCGUCGUUGUGUGCUCCACCCUUGUGGAUGGAGUUGGCGACUGGAUUAAGGACAACAUCAAAACUGACAACGCUGAGAGCGACAACAGCUACGAACUGAGCAAAAUCAACGGCAACGUUAACGGUGGCUACGUGGCCGAUCCGGAUGAGGGUAGUAGCCAGAAUGUGAUGGAGAUAAAAUCGGCUGGGGAGCUCCCCCCUGCCUACACCCCCCACAAGAACGACAAGGGUGAACUGGGAGAGGAGUACCUCAAUGGCGGAGCCAGGAAGUUCAAGGACGUCGCUGAGGUCAAGAUCACCAAGCCGUCAAGAGCACAGGCGAAGCCAAGACAAUCAGUGUGUCAGCAGCUGAUCAAGGCCUUCUCUCUGUAUACAAACAUCCCCAAGAUCUUAAACGGGACGAAGAAUCCUAACGCCAUCCACUGCCUGCACGGCAUCAGGUUCUUCAGUAUCAUGUGGAUCAUCCUGGGCCACACCUACAACUACGGUAUCCUCUCCGUCCAAGACAACCCCACCACGGAGAACCUACUUGACGCUGACAAGCUGUUCAAGCGCUUUUCCUUCCAGGGCAUCCAAGCUGCCGGUUUCGCCGUGGACACAUUCUUCUUCCUAAGCGGUCUGCUGAUCUGCUUUCUGACCCUGAAGGAUGUGAAGAAGAGGCCCGUCAACUGUGGCUACGCUGGAAUGUUCUACUUCCACAGAUACUGGCGUCUGACGCCCGUCUACAUGAUCGUCAUGAUGACGUUCUCGUGUCUGUACCGUUACUUGGGGGAGGGGCCUCUGUGGCCGGCGGAGUUAGCGGCCGCGGACAACUGCAAGCAGGUCUGGUGGACCAACCUCCUCUACGUCAACAACCUCGUUCACGUCGACGACCAGUGCAUGGGGUGGUCGUGGUACCUGGCAGAUGACAUGCAGUUCUACAUCAUCUCCCCAUUCUUCAUCUUCCUCCUGCAUCGCAUCCCCGUCGUUGGUAUCCUGGCAACCGUCAUGAUGAUGUGUGCAGGCGUUGCCUCUUCCUUCGCGAAGGAAUACAAGUUCGGCGGAGACAUGUUCAGGAUGAAGGAGAAUCCCCACUACUGGGCGGACGUGUACAUCGUCCCCUGGACUCGCGUCGCCGCCUACUGCGUCGGCAUCCUCCUUGGCUACAUCAUGUUCAAGAGCAAGAAAGGGUCGCUGUCGAACACGAAAGCUCUGAUUGGCUGGAUUCUGACGUUCGCUGUUGGUUUGACGUUGUGCUACGUGACGUAUGACUACCGUGCGGAAGGCAAGGACCCAUGGCCGAGGUGGGGAACGUCAAUUUAUGAAUCGUUUGGGAGACCCCUGUGGGCGAUGUGUGUUGCCUGGAUCGUCUACGCUUGUCACAAUGGAAAAGGGGGCAUCAUCAACAACAUCCUGUCCUUCAGCGGCCUCAUCCCGCUGUCGAGGCUGACGUAUGCCGCUUACCUCCUCCACCCCGUAAUGAUGAUCAUCUAUGUCUUCGGCAAAAAGUCCCUCAUCUACAUCAGCGACUACGACAUCGCCUACCUGUACAUGGGUCACGUGGUCUGUACCUACCUGGCGGCGUUCUUCUUCUCCAGCAUUUUUGAAGCACCGUUCCUCACACUGGAGAAGAUCCUCUUCCGGCGAGGCGGCCAUUCAAGCUAAUAAUGCAUUUCAUUGGUCAAAUUACACCUGCCUUGGAAUUUCAACCAAGCAUAGAACGCGUACUGUAUGUGAAUUACGAUGACGAAUGACACUAUUUAUUUGAUAAUCGUCGCGUGGCAUAUUUUAAACUUGUAUCAUAACAUACAAAAAUCCCUGCAUAUUGUGAUAAACGAUAAUGGCCAGUCGAACCUAUGUUGUAGUUUGAAGUAACUGUAGAUUUCAAACAUGAGUACUUAGUUAUGUGUCACACUGACCCAGUUACAGAACAAGAAACAAAAACAAAGGUCAGUGUUUAGGGUUUGGGCCAUGUUGUUACACGUUGCGUAACUUGUGCACAUGAGUAUGACCCGUUUCUAUGUAUAGAUAUAGUGAUCUGAAGAAUUCUUCGUCGUUUUCUUUGCAUGUUUUUUUUAACAAUGUUUCUGUUUGUUUGUUUGUUUGUUUGUUUGUGUGAAACCCGAUAUUGUGGACAUCAACUGUUGGAAAAUAUCAAAUGCAUAUCCUGUACAAUUAUUCAUCGAAAGUUUAAUUAUUGCACAAUCGAAACCAAAAAAAUCUGCCUGACAAUGCUGAAUUUGAACCAUAUUUGACAAAAGAGGUUCUUUAACUUGAACAACCAGAGUUUAACCAUGAAGCGUUUAGGGAAGUUUUUAUUGAGUUGAACCAUGAAACGUUUAGGAAGGUUUUUUAUUGAGUUGAUUAAAAAUCAUAAAUAAUUUUGUUUUUAAUACAAAUAAGAGUAAUUUGCAACUAUUUCUUUGCAAAUCUUUUGGUUCAAUUAAAAUUAAAAUUCGAAAAUAUGUUUUUCAGAGGAUUAACAGAAAUGAUCGAGCCGGCUUCAAAAAGAAUUACGCGCGCGAUUUCGAUCCCCGUAUUACUAUUUUACGCAUGCUUCCAGCUAUUCUUAUAUGACACUCGGUUUAACAGCUGUCUGAAUGUCGCAGGCGAUGAAGACUAAUCGGUGAAAUGUGUUUUAUAAAAACAGGAUUUUAAAGCCAUCGGAAGGCACAUCAACAUGGAAAAUUCAUGUACAAUAGGAAUACCGACGAAAAUGGGGAAACUCCCACGUUCUUUCGCGAUUUAGCCACGAACAUUCUGCUCUAUUUGAGAUGUGAAUGGACACUUAUUUCCGCUUCAGACUCUUCCCGGGAAAAAAACUUGAGAAAAUCAUUUGUCCACUCAGGCCGUUUGUGGACGAUUUUAUCACGGUUCUUAAAAAAAAAUGAUAAUAAUAAUUGGGAUCUCUGUCAAUAAACGUUGUCGUGCGCAUCUGCCACUUUAAUUUCGGAUCCCCUUCAUGUCAGCCCGCUUUUGCUCUCGUUUGCAUUGUCGCGUAUACACGGUAAUCCUUGGUGCCGAACCCUUAAACCACACGUUGUGCGUGUUUUGUAGAAGCAACAAACCUUCCAAAGACGCCAGUUGGCAGAAUGUUCGGAUCCUCCUUGCCUUGCCUUUUAGUCAGUACUUUCGUCGUCCAUCUCGUAAGCUUGUACAUUAAUUCGGAUUUUCUAAGGCAUCCGAACUUUUAGACCUCGUAGGCAAGCUUUCCGUCGACCGAUAACUAGGAUCCGAAGUUAAAAAAUUUGACCACCACAAGGUAGUUCGAUCCGAUCAAUGAAACCUUUGACACAACCAAACCUAGAGAUCCGAUCUUAAGGACAUUUUGCGCCCAGUUUUACAGUUUAAGUUUCCCCUUCUUUCUUUCAGUAAAGUGUGAAAAAUUAUUAUAACGAAAAAGGACAAAGAACACAAAAUAAAUUAUAGGUUUUGUUGUUAGUUUUGGUGAGGGAGUUUGUUUUGUUUGUUUGUUUGUUUGUUUAUUAAACUGACAGUGGGUAGGGUUUAACGCCGCUUUGAACAGUAUUUCAGUUAAAUAACGUCGUAGUUACACUAACAUACAUAAUACAACUCUAAAAACACAGAAGAACAUUUGAAACUGGUAGCUUUCAUGACGCAAAUCUGCAGGGUAUAUUGAUUUGUAAUCAUUUAAUAUAUGCUGUAGUUUGCAAGCCAACCACGGUUACGCGUGAUGGGAGGUGAGAGCAAAAAAUGAACUUGAUUUAGAUGUUUACAAUAUAUCUGAAAGUCACUUUAAGUACUGUUAUAGUAUUAUAGAUUUACUGUUAUAUGUUGUAUGUACAUGUGUCGUACUCGCUGUGAUAUUUGAUUCACCCUUGUGCAUGUGACGUCGUGUUAUCGAUCUCUAUAUUUCAAAAAUAGGGAUAUUAUAUUUCAAAAUUUGAUAUAUUUAUAUACAAAUGUGAUAUUUUUUACUUCUGUAAAUAAUAGUUUUGAGGGGUUUCAAUAAUAAUCUGUACAAUAAAACAUGUCUUUAUUCUUCAAAGUAUUAAUUGUUGUACAUGCAAUUCGAUGUAAGUAUUGAUUAUGUCCGGAUGUAAACCUAACAAAAAACACGCUUGUGUUCAUGGAAAACUUCACCACUGAUUAGGAAAACAUUUUGCUUUUAGUGCUUCAGAAUUUAUUAAUGAUAUAUUAAACAUAAAAUAUCAUUGUUGUGAUUCUUUGUAUAUAGAAAUGUGUUUUCUUAUGUUUUGACCCUUUGCACAAAGCGAACUUACAGCUGUUGCAUGUACAUGUAAAAAGUAUCAGGAGAUACUGAAGUCGCUUUGUGCAAAUGAAACAUGCUUAUUCCCAUCUUCAAUUAACUAAUAAAAAACCCGAAGAUAAA
Messenger RNA from Haliotis rufescens (red abalone), 5538 nucleotides. Its product is annotated as nose resistant to fluoxetine protein 6-like. The transcript has 15 exons. Gene Ontology annotation, molecular function: acyltransferase activity, transferring groups other than amino-acyl groups. NCBI's taxonomy places the organism in Eukaryota, Metazoa, Mollusca, Gastropoda, Lepetellida, Haliotidae. The record is from RefSeq and is a predicted model, not a curated record. The coding region runs from base 171 to 2849 and encodes 892 amino acids.